AUGCCCCAGCCUUUAAAUCUUUCUUGGCUUGAGAGAUUUUCACGCCUGGCUUUUGAUUUGAUUAUUGCCGUAAUCACGCUCCUCUUCGCUGUUUUUAGCAUCUUGGUUUUUCGAGCCGACGGGGAUCCCGCAGGUCCAGGGUCAAGAAAAGCCAAACCUUUCGCAGUGUCUCAAUAUGUCAAUAAUUUGGAUUCACCAUUCUUUCAAAAUUGUGCUGUAAAAACCUACCAUCUUUCCUGUCUUGUUUGCUGCCAUCGCUGCCCAGGUGGAAGCAGGAUAAAAAGCAUCGCGGCCUGGCGCGUCCAGACUAGCCAAGGAGCUACUCUCGGGCUUAUUUAA
Molecule: messenger RNA, 339 nt
Organism: Penicillium manginii
Lineage: Eukaryota; Fungi; Ascomycota; Eurotiomycetes; Eurotiales; Aspergillaceae
Exons: 2
Coding region: 1-339 (112 amino acids)
Source: RefSeq, a predicted model, not a curated record